Messenger RNA from Penaeus vannamei (Pacific white shrimp), 1670 nucleotides. The record is from RefSeq and is a predicted model, not a curated record. Lineage: Eukaryota; Metazoa; Arthropoda; Malacostraca; Decapoda; Penaeidae.
AUGGGGUAUGGGCACUUCUGGGAAAAGUACGGCACCCAGCCUUCCCUCUUGCUCGAUCUUUGCCGUACACAUGGCCUCAUUUUGGAGGCCAUGAAAUGUCCAAAAUGCGACGGCGAAUGCCGUCGCGAUGAUAAUUUAAAUUCAUUUAGAGAGUUUUCUUACGCAUCUGCACGGAGCGAGUUUAAUUUCCCAAACCGGACUAUUUGCGAUUGGGCGAGCUUCUGCCGGGAGGUUUUAAUUUUCUGGUGUUUUGAAAAUCAAUCCGACAAAAUUGGUGGGUCAGGGGAAAUUGUCGAGAUUGAUGAAUCUAAAUUUGGAAAACGUAAAUAUAACGUAGGUCGUGUCAUUGAAGGUCAGUGGGUUUUUGGAGGAGUAUGCCGCAAGAGUAGGGAUUUUUUCCUCGUUGCCGUGGAGACGCGUGACUCUCUCACUUUGCUUAACGUCAUUAAGGAGCGUAUCCACCCAGGGACAACGGUCAUUAGUGAUUGUUGGAAGGCAUACAACUGCUCAGAGAAAGAGGGCUAUCAACAUUUAACUGUGAAUCAUUCAUAUAAUUUUGUUGACCCCAAAAGUAAAGCGCACACAAACACGAUCGAGCGGAAAUGGAGGGAAGCGAAGAUCAAAGUGCCCCGCUUCGGCAGGAGGACAUACCACUUCGCCGGGUACUUGGCUAAGGCCAUAUUUCAAAUGAAGUACCCGGCGGAGAACAAAAGAUUCCAUCAGUUCCUCCUUGCCGCAGCUCGCCUGUACCCUCCGCACUGACGGUAUGUGUUAAAUGUAUUGAUAAUGUGAUUUGGUUAUUAUUAGACAUCGUGCUAAUAAGGGGUGUGUUAAAUUAUUUUGGGCAAUCCUAAUUAAGGCAGCCGCGGAAAGUGUAUUUGAAUUAUUUAAUAAUGUUCGUACAUGCCGGGGAAUUUAAUAUUUUGUGGGGACCUCACUGGCCGUGCUUUAAUUCAAAAUCAAAGGUUGCCUUUCUACAAAUCUCGAUGUCUGCUAGAUUUCUGAAAACUAGGGCGAAAUACCCCCAGGGAGAUAUCGGCAACACGGACACCGGCGCGGCGCAUGUUGCAGCGGCGACGAAUUUUCGUUCGUCUUUCGAUUUUAUUCCUAAAUUUUAAAUUUCUAUUAAACUAUUUCUCCCGUGGGGGUCUCCCCUACGUGCCCAUGAAGAUUGAAAUGUGUAGGCGACAAAAACGAAAUUGGGGCGGGUGUCUUACUUAUAAUUUACCCGGCGGGGAAGUCUCAUAACUGAGGCGCGACAACAGGAGGUUAGUACGUUUUAAUUUGUUUUAAACGAUAACCGGCAAAUUGCACAUGUAUAUUGCACGGAAUAUAAAUCAUAAAUAUUAAUAAAAUGCGUGUUACAAUAAGUGUUUAAUUAGAAUUUUACAAUAUCCGCAUUAUUUAAAAUUAUAAACGGUUUGACACAAGUUCGUUGCUUAUUGUUAUGUUUCGGUAUUCAGGUUUGUAUGAUUACGAAUGUGUUAUAAUAAAAAAAUAUUGGGUAUCAUAUAUCGAUUUAGUCCGCAUAACGUUUUGCGCUUGUUUAAUUUAGCGGUGUUUCAUUCGGCGUCCGUCUGACAAAGUUUGGCUCUUAUUUUUUAUUUAUACGGCCUUUCUAUUGUUGCCGUAAUAUAAAUUUAGGCUCGUCUUUCAUAUAAUUACAAAUU